GUGGUCCCGGCCUGCAGCAGCCCUUCUCCGGGCUCUCCUCGCCGACUGCCCCCCUCGUCUCCAGCCGGCUGAAGGGGUGAGAAACCCCUGGGCUGGGGCAGCGAUACCCCCCCGCCGCUUUGUCCCGAGCGAACAGAAGCUCCCUGGGGUAAUGAGGGGGGGGGGUCUCUUGUGGUUUGGUUUUUUUUUUUUCUCUUUCAGUAGAAUUUAAAUGAGAAAAGCUUCACAGGUGAUAAUAUCUAAGGCGUAGGCAAGCACACGAACGAUACGCACACAGCACACACCGUUUCCACUCACUAACGCAGAAGUGCUUUGUAGACUAGGUGCAGCGCAGGAGCAGAUGUGCUUUAAACGUCGAGUAAAACCCCUGCUUGUGAGGAGUCAUAUUUUCCUGGUGUGGGUAGAAAAGGAGCGUUGGCUGUUGGAAAGGAAUUGGCUAAACCAUUGUGGUGGGUCACAGCUAGAUUUUCUGUUGGUCGCCUGCCAAAUGUUGCAAGACGUUAAAUUCGAUUCGGGGGAUCCUGCCAGUCUCUCUUUGUCCUGAAAGUUUUCAUUUUGUCAGAAUAAGGCAUUGCUUUUUGUUAGCGUUUAUUGCAUUUUAAAAGUCACCCGAUUGUGAGCAUUGGUGUCUCUCUGCCACGGUUGAUUAGACUUAGCUGUCACGUUUGGUUUUGUGGCAUGCUGCUUGUCCUUUCGCCUUCUCCGUUGGCCCUGCCGGUAAAGCUCCCAGGUUGUAUUUUAAGUGUGAGGACAAAACUCUUGAUAAUGCUCCUGGUAAAUAUGUAGACAGGCUGGAGAAAGUGGCUCAGGAGCUGAAGGUUGUAACCUAGAAAUAUCAGUUGUUUAUUUUUUGUUUAAACACCCCGUGUUGGGCUUGUGCCAGCAGAGCACAUCUGGCAGUGAAUGCACUGAACUGUGGUAGGGAGUGGACAACGGCUUUUGUUGAUUCAGGUCUAGUUAAUUGCUAGUUAAUUAACUUGUUUUGGGGGUCCAAGUUCAUUCGGUUUCACUUACUGUUUGCAGACCGAGCUACUGGAGAUACUGUAGCAUAUGCUGCAAAAGGAGCGAUUCAGACAGCCUGAGAAACAACAAACUUUGACGUUUGUGCUGUUCCAGCUGCAGAGGAAUUUGCUGAUCCCUGUGUUCAAAGUUGUCUGUAAGCACACACGCAAAAAAGCCUCCCUGAAAUAGGAAAGUUGAGAGGAGACUAUAUUUGCCCACGGUGUGAAUCUGGUUUUAUUGAAGAACUUCCUGAAGAGCCAAGGAAUGCUGACAAUGAGACCAGCUCCUCUAUGUCAGCCAGCGAUCAGAGCAGGCAUCCUUUUGAGAAUGUGGAUCAGCACUUAUUCACCUUGCCACAGGGCUAUGGCCAAUUUGCCUUUGGGAUCUUUGAUGACAGCUUUGAGUUUCCGUUCGGGUCCAAUGUGCAGUCAGAAGACAACAGAGACUCUGAGAACCGGAGGGAGCGAGAGCAUCAGUCUCGGCAUCGAUACGGUGCAAGGCAGCCCCGAGCCCGUCUCGCCACACGCCGUGCCGCUGGCAGGCACGAGGGAGUUCCCACACUAGAAGGAAUUAUCCAGCAGCUGGUCAACGGAAUUAUUGCACCUACAACAAUACCAAACCUAGGACUAGGUCCUUGGGGAGUCUUGCAUUCAAAUCCAAUGGACUACGCAUGGGGUGCCAACGGCUUGGAUGCAAUUAUUACACAGUUACUAAAUCAGUUUGAAAACACUGGACCGCCGCCAGCAGACAAAGAAAAGAUCCAGGCCCUCCCCACUAUACAAAUCGCACAGGAACACGUAGAUUCUGGGUUAGAGUGUCCUGUGUGUAAAGAAGACUAUACAGUCGGUGAAAAUGUCCGACAGUUACCUUGCAAUCACCUAUUCCACAACAGCUGUAUAGUCCCUUGGCUGGAACAGCAUGACACGUGUCCUGUGUGCCGGAAAAGCUUAAGUGGACAAAACACUGCCACAAACCCCCCAGGACUCACGGGGAUGAACUUCUCGUCAUCCUCCUCCUCCUCUUCCUCCAGCUCACCAAGUAACGAAAACUCAUCGAACAACUCAUGAAUCUUAAUCCAACCCUCUGUCCCUGGGGCCCUGUCCAUUGUCCUCCCUCCCUCCCCAGCCAAGGUAACAACAAAAGGGGCUUCCAGAGCAGAGCGAGGGGAGGGUAGCAAGGGGGAAGCAGUGCCCCCAGAAUUCCCUUUUGCAUUCUGAAGACACGGAGACUCUGGGUCCUUCUUCAGAGAUGAGAAGCCUCAAGUUCUGUGAUGGGGGGGAAAGAGCUCUGUCUAUUAAUAAAAACAUCCCUUUGCCGCGUGGACUUUUAACCAUUGCAGUGAAAGGCUGCUGCGCUCCACAGAUGGGAAACCCGAGGUGCUGAGCUAGCGGUUGCAAUUCUGAAUGGAAAGGUUGUUUGUAUGGUUUUGAAUUUGAGAUUCCUUUCUUUAUUUCUUUUGCUCCUCCUCCUCCCCUUGGAUACUAUCUCUUCUGCUUUGGACAUUGAAGUCUUUAAAAUGAAAGCGUAAUGAUACUGCCUCCCUCCCAGGAUCUCCAGCUGGGGAGGGCCAAUAGCUGUCACUGAAAACAUGAACUCUUGAAAUAGACCCCAUUAUCCUUCCCUUCUCCAUCUCAAGUCCCAUUUAUUUUUCUUUGUAACCUCGCCCUUCUGAUACUCAACACUGAAAGGGGUUUUUAUAAUUUUAAAUUAUUACUGCUGUUAAAUAAAUGGACGUUUCAGCUCAA
Molecule: messenger RNA, 2747 nt
Organism: Aquila chrysaetos chrysaetos
Lineage: Eukaryota; Metazoa; Chordata; Aves; Accipitriformes; Accipitridae
Gene: RNF126
Product: ring finger protein 126
Exons: 9
Coding region: 1293-2069 (258 amino acids)
Biological process (GO): protein ubiquitination
Cellular component (GO): cytoplasm
Molecular function (GO): ubiquitin protein ligase activity
Source: RefSeq, a predicted model, not a curated record